Molecule: messenger RNA, 356 nt
Organism: Racocetra persica
Lineage: Eukaryota; Fungi; Glomeromycota; Glomeromycetes; Diversisporales; Gigasporaceae
Source: the annotation of a GenBank genome assembly
CUAAGAAGAAGGCAUUAGAAAUAGAGGAAUACAGAAGGGAUAAAAACCUUAACAAGAAAAAGGAUUCAACCAUACCUGAAGAAAAUCAGCAAGCAAGUAAAGCAGAUGUAGAUAUCGAUAGUUUCGUAAGUGGACUAGCUGUACUAAGCAUCAACCGUGUUGAGAAUGAAGAAAAAUUGAGCCGAAAAACAAGUUCCAAAAAGAAUGAUGAAUACUUAAAAAUAGAACUGUUAAACGAGAAUGAAUGUGGGGAUGUACAAGUAUUUGGUAAGAGAAAAAGAGAAAAUGAUGUUAAUGAGACGAUACCAUUGAAUAAAAAAGAGAAGAUUCGAGAAGCAACACAUGAUAAUGAAAAG